AUAGGAAAGACCAGACAUUGUUCAUUUAACUGUUGUAAUGGUGAUAAUCAGUGGUGUGGAAUAUGAACGUAUCAUUGUCGGUCGCUCUUUGAGAUACAAUCCAGGCGAUUUUUCUAUCACGCUCAGUAAUUUAAUUGGUUAUAAAGGAGAGGAGAUUCAAUUUGAAUGGUCAAAUCAUAAUGUAACGAUAAUAGGAUGGGCUCAAAGAAACCGGACCUGGUUUGAGGCCUGUAUACACCUGCCACACAACAUCAUUACAAUGGGUGUCAUCGAAACAAAGUUUGACGAUGAACGAGGUAUCCUUUACAUCAAGUUAUCAAAACAUGCGAUUGACAAAAUUGAUCCCGCAACAACCGUAUCGGUUCAAGAACUACUUGACAGGCAAACCCCAUCGUCAAGCGGCGGCGGAAGAAAAGAUUCAUCACAAAACAACCAUACAAAGGGCGGCGGCGCAACAAAAAAGCGCAUAAAAGAGGCAGAGCUUACAUGGCAGGAAGAUGACGAAAGAUCAUCGUCAUGGCGGGUCUUUGAGAAUCUGAAAAUGGGUUUGAAGAUUAUUUUAGUCGUUAUCGUGACUCUUGGUUUAUUUAGACUGAUUGAAAUACAAAAAAGAAUCAAUCAGUAAUUUAAACAAAUCCUCAGUCGUUUAAAUUGCAAGCAUAUUAAAAAAAUAAAAAUAUUAUAUUACGGAGUAUGUUUCGUUUUUUGUUUUUAUCCUCCAAACAAUGAAUAACUUGUACGUGCGCAAACAUGAAUG
Molecule: messenger RNA, 757 nt
Organism: Cuscuta epithymum
Lineage: Eukaryota; Viridiplantae; Streptophyta; Magnoliopsida; Solanales; Convolvulaceae
Source: the annotation of a GenBank genome assembly